Molecule: messenger RNA, 1620 nt
Organism: Ziziphus jujuba (common jujube)
Lineage: Eukaryota; Viridiplantae; Streptophyta; Magnoliopsida; Rosales; Rhamnaceae
Product: histidinol-phosphate aminotransferase, chloroplastic-like
Exons: 10
Coding region: 188-1441 (417 amino acids)
Biological process (GO): L-histidine biosynthetic process
Molecular function (GO): pyridoxal phosphate binding; L-histidinol-phosphate:2-oxoglutarate transaminase activity
Source: RefSeq, a predicted model, not a curated record
AAACCAACGGCCAUGUUAGCAAAAUAGCUUCUAAAAUAUAGCGCAGUCAAGUAAACUAAAAUCCAAGCCAGCGGCCAAAUUCCCAACGCUCCCUUGCCUGAGCAAAACCCUAAAAGCCUGAACGGCACGGCAACUCCCACGGCUCCUCCGCCUCUUUCCAACUUUGGCCACUUUGGGGGAGAUAUUUAUGGGUGCCAUUGAGCUCUGCCCCUCUCCUUAUUUGUGUUUUAUCAAAACAACAAAAAACAGUCGUAGACCCGGUUGGGCAGUUGAAGGAAAUAACAAGAGGGUUGUAUCCAUGGCAUCCACAAUCCCAGUGGAACAACAAGUCAACGGUGGUCAACAGCGGUUGACUGGUGACUCAUUCAUUCGACCCCAUUUAAGGAAAUUGUCUCCUUAUCAACCCAUUUUGCCUUUUGAGGUUUUGUCAACCCGGCUUGGAAGGAAGCCUGAGGAUAUCAUCAAAUUAGAUGCAAAUGAAAAUCCUUAUGGUCCUCCUCCGGAGGUUUUUGAAGCUUUGGGUGCAUUGAAAUUCCCUUAUGUCUAUCCCGACCCUGAAAGCCGUAGAUUGCGUGCUGCACUUGCAGAGGAUUCAGGCCUUGAAACUGAUUAUAUACUUGCUGGAUGUGGUGCGGAUGAACUCAUUGAUUUAAUUAUGCGAAGUGUGCUUGAUCCUGGUGACAAGAUUGUAGACUGCCCUCCAACCUUCACCAUGUAUGAAUUUGAUGCUGCAGUAAAUGGUGCACUUGUCAUUAAAGUUCCAAGGAAUUCAGACUUUAGCUUGAAUGUAGAACUCAUUAAAGAUGCAGUGGAACGGGAAAAACCAAAAUGCAUAUUCUUAACAUCUCCUAACAAUCCGGAUGGCAGUAUAAUUAAUGAUGAGACUCUCUUGAAAAUCCUUGAGCUUCCCAUAUUGGUGGUGCUGGAUGAAGCAUAUGUUGAGUUUUCAGGAAUCGAAUCCAGGAUGCAAUGGGUGAAGAAGCAUGAGAACUUAAUUGUUCUUCGAACAUUCAGCAAAAGAGCUGGGUUAGCUGGACUUCGUGUUGGAUAUGGAGCAUUUCCAUUAAGCCUUAUUGAGUACCUUUGGAGAGCAAAGCAGCCGUAUAAUGUUUCUGUUGCUGCGGAAGUUGCUGCUUGUGCAGCAUUGCAAAAUCCUACCUAUCUAGAGAAGGUGAAAGACGCUUUAUUGCAAGAAAGGAAGAGGCUCUUUGGCCUUCUAAAAGAUGUGCCAUUUCUAAAUCCAUAUCCAAGCUAUUCUAAUUUCAUUCUCUGUGAGGUCACAUCAGGAGUGGAUGCUAAGAAGCUAAAGGAGGAUCUUGCGAAAAUGGGGGUGAUGAUUCGUCACUACAACAAUAAAGAGUUGAGGGGUUAUGUUCGGGUUUCAGUUGGGAAGCCUGAGCACACAGAUGCGCUGAUGAAAGGCCUUAGAAGCUUGUUUUAGUCUCCAUUGCCUAUAUGGGUACGAUGUUGUUAGUGUCAGAGGUUCUGUUCUGGAAUGAAAUUUAACAAUUUUACCAUACUGAAUUGUAGAAUGCCUUUUGCUUGUAACUGUACUCCUUUAGAGCCACAUUUGACAUCGAAUUUUACCUUAUUUUGAAACUGUCUUGUGCUUGUUCUUUU